This is a messenger RNA of Nomia melanderi (Alkali bee), 5190 nucleotides long. The record is from RefSeq and is a predicted model, not a curated record. Lineage: Eukaryota; Metazoa; Arthropoda; Insecta; Hymenoptera; Halictidae.
AUGAGUCUUAUAAACUCGGAUUCGGAGAACCGCGUGGUCCUGAAUGUAGGCGGAAUCCGGCACGAAACGUACAAGGCGACCCUGAAGAAGAUCCCCGCGACGAGACUAUCGAAGUUGACCGAGGCUCUCGGGAACUACGACCCCAUCUUAAACGAGUACUUCUUCGACAGACAUCCGGGGGUCUUCGCCCAGGUCCUCAAUUACUAUCGUACCGGAAAGCUCCACUAUCCAACGGAUGUUUGCGGACCGCUGUUCGAGGAGGAGCUCAAUUUCUGGGGCCUCGACUCCAAUCAGGUGGAGCCAUGUUGCUGGAUGACCUACACCCAGCAUCGGGACACGCAGGAAACGCUGACAGUCCUCGACAGGUUGGACCUUGAUACCGAGAAGCCGACCGAUGAGGAGCUGGCGAGGAAGUUCGGCUUCGAGGAGGCAUAUUACGAGGGCACGCUCACCUGGUGGCAGAAGCUCAAACCUCAAAUGUGGUCGCUGUUCGAUGAACCCUACUCCUCUUCCGCAGCAAAGGUAAUCAGCAUAAUCUCAGUCCUCUUCAUCUGCAUCUCGAUCGUCUCUUUCUGCCUGAAGACGCAUCCGGACAUGCGAGUGCCAGUAAUCGUGAACCGGACGGUGAACACAGGCAACACGACUUCCUGGGCAGUGGACAAAACGCACACGAACGCUCACGACUUCUUUUUCUACAUCGAGUGCAUGUGCAACGCCUGGUUUACUAUCGAGUUCCUAAUACGCAUUACUGCGAGCCCAAACCGGUGCGUCUUCAUCAAGAGCUGGGUGAACCUGAUCGACAUGGUGGCAACGCUGAGCUUCUAUCUCGAUCUGGCGCUCCAACGGUUCGCCUCCCACCUGGAGAACGCGGACAUCCUCGAGUUCUUGAGCAUCAUACGUAUCAUGAGACUGUUCAAGCUGACCCGCCACUCGUCUGGCCUAAAGAUCCUGAUACAAACGUUCCGCGCCUCGGCGAAGGAGCUAACUCUCUUGGUCUUCUUUCUGGUCCUUGGAAUCGUGAUCUUCGCCAGCCUGGUCUACUACGCUGAACGCACGCAGUACAACCCGAAGAACGACUUCAAGAGCAUACCGCUAGGACUGUGGUGGGCCUUGGUCACGAUGACCACCGUCGGUUACGGGGACAUGGUGCCGAAAACCUACAUCGGGAUGUUCAUCGGCGCGCUAUGCGCCCUGGCCGGUGUACUCACGAUCGCCCUGCCGGUGCCCGUGAUCGUCAGCAACUUUGCGAUGUAUUACAGUCACACGCAGGCGCGAGCCAAGCUACCGAAGAAAAGACGCCGCGUACUACCGGUCGAGCCGACGAGAGUGAGGCCAACCGGCGCGCCGAGCAUGGCCGGUGGACCAGGAACCGCGGGUUCAUCCGGAUGCCCGCUAUCCCAAAUGCCGCCGGGUGGCCCGGGUGAACAUGGCGGGGUCGGUUUAUCGUCCGGCCUCGGCGCGACGCAAGGAGUUGGCUGCCCCGGAGGCCAGAGGCCACAGAAUCGACGGAUGAACGCCAUCAAGACCAAUCAUCCCAAAGAUGUUUCGUUCGCCACGAAAGCUGGUUCCAGAGGAGGACCGGAGGAACUCUAACCUGCGGACUAACGGGACCAAGACAGCCGGAGGUUUGGGUUAAGCUGGAACCAAGACUACUCUCCACUGCCGAGGUGCAUUCGACCGGGGCGUCGCGUCGGUACGACCAAGUCGAAAUGGGAUACGGUGAGAGAAUCGGGGACCGGAGGGGAAAAAUUGCCGGAGGAGCAAGCUGAAGACGGGUAUCAAGAUUGCACGGUCUAUAAGGGAAUAUUAGAUCGCUGCGGAUGAAAUGUCGGAUUUUUACCGCGACGAGUCGCGUCGCUUUUUACGGUGACGACGUCACGGGAAUUAUUAGAACUGUUUUUUCUUUCUUCCGUUCUUUCCUUCCUUUUCAAACGGACGGGUACUCGCAGCAUGAACAAAUUUCUGUCAUGAGACCCGCUCGCGUAAAUGGAGUACCCUCAAAAGUUUCUCCACCCAGCAGAAAAGGAGACGUCCGAAAAUCUAACGGAGUUAUUUCUGUUUGAAACUUAAGCAGCUUUUAUCUUUAGUCUUUGAAAGUCGACAGAGGUUGUGUGUUUUUUUGUAAUUGUUGAUUGACAACUGAAUUUUCUCUGGAAAUAGUGGAAGUGUUCAUAAGUUUUUGAAGAAAAUGAAAGGCUGAUUGAUUCAGCUUUAAUUUCUAGAACGGCGCAGUUCUCGAACGAACUGUGACGUUUUUAUUUGUCGAAUUUUGUUUAUACGUAUCUUUAAGUAAAAUGGAAUUGGAGUUUUGUUUGACGAGUGGAUUUUCGAUAGCUGUUCUAACAAUUUAGUCCAGUUGUUCUUUGAAUAGGUGAAAACAAUAAAAUAAACGAUGUACAUAUUACUCAAUUUGGGUAACACAAGAAUUUUUGAUAUACAUUGUAUUCGUUAAAGCAAAUGGACUUUAUCAGCUUUAACAGUACAUUUCACAUCAUAAAAAGAUAAAAUUUCCCGUGCUCCAAGCUGCCUGGUACUAAAAAGCUCUACAUUUCGGUUUUCUCGUGUCUAAAGAUAAGAGACGCGAGAAAGUUCAAGAUAACGGGACUCGGAUAUUUUCGUAGAAGAUUGCAAACUUAUCACGAAGAAAAUAUAAGAAAAGGAGUUCGCGUGUCCUCCGACGAGGAAAAACUACGGUAACCAAGCGUAUACCAUGUAUAAUUCAUAUCAUAAAUAUAAUAGACGCGGGACAAGGAAGUCCAUGCACCGUAAAAUAACCGUAAUCUCCUUAACACUAGAACUACCGAACGUUUAAUAUAAUUGUAAAAAUGUCCUUAUAAAAAUUGUGGCAAUAGAUUUUUUUCGCUUUCCUGGUGUAUUCAUUGUAGUACUAAAAUGAAAGUAUAUCUUUUCCAAAUCAUUUCGAAUGUUCAACACUAGGUUUACAAAACCCAUCAAUUCGACGCACACUGAAUUUUAUAAACAUUAUUUGUCAAACGUUUACGUCGAUUUUUCUUGAUGCAAUUACACGAAUACAUAUCUCGAUCAUCUAUUUUUAAACUAAUUUCCGAGAUCUAAACAAACAUGAAUUGUUCCAGGAACUAUAGAAUAAACUGUACACCAAAUAUCCGUAAGCCUAGUGUUAACCCUUUCAAGAUACCAAUAAUUACGAAACAAGAAAACUGAAAACUGAGUGCAGUAGUUCUAGUGUUGAGUCGCUGGAAACAUCCCGGCAGCCUGGCUAGCAGGGAAAAUGGCGUAGAAAAUGAGAAGCAAUUAGCGGUACCGAUUAACCGAAGCUCUUAAUUAAAUCAGUUCCGUUCGGGCCCGCCAGCCGUUCGAAAGGAAGGAAAAAAGUUUCACGUACCUAUAAUUCCCGGAGAACCGGGGAUUCGAUCAGAUCGACGAAGAAGCAUGACGAAGCGUGCGCAAAAUGUCCGACAUUUCGCGUGCAUCGGUCGAACGACGUUUCAAUUGAUUCCCCGCGUUUCAGCGUUCAGGUGUAUCAGCGUUUCGGUUCAUUUUUAUCGUUUUCUUCCGUUCAUCUCCUAAGGCCGCGUGUUCCCGUGACUGGUCUAAUACCCUCGAUUCCUUCGACGGUUGUUCCCAAACUCGCCUUUCUCCCGAUAAACACGAUCCGUUCACCCGCUAUGUUCGCCGGAAACACCAGAAAGCAUGCCUGACUCAGUUUCUACUUAUAUACAAUACGUUCGACGCCAUAGAUUCGUGCCACGCGGGAAAAACAUAACCGUCCUCGCGCUCGGCACACUUCCCGUCCUCGAGCAACGUAACGGUGCGUGUUAGAUGGGACUCGCGCUCGAUAUCAAGUAUUUUGGCAGAUCAGAAAUAGUUCGCCGCCUGUGAUUGAUGCCGUACAUUCGUAGGGGGUUUUGUUGUUUACGUAUGUUACGGUGAAUGACCGAAGCGAAACGGAUAUCGGCGGUCACUGGUGAAUCGUGAUACAUGCAAGAAGAUACAUACUUGUUAUAAGGACUUACUGGGAACCAAGGUGAAUGUCCGAAGAAUUAAUAAUAUUUUUAUUAACACUUUACUUACCUUGCUGGGAUGAAAACACGUUGCUAAUACCGGUAACGUGUUACUUUGAUUCAUUGUAGAAGGGAAUAAUUUCAAAAUAUUUGCCAUGAUUACUAAUGCGAUUGCCAAUAUGUGAACAAGAACAUAAUUUGUACGAUGUUAGUUCACGCUAUAAGCACUAAUUUCGAAACAUUCCGGUCGAUACGUGUUGGCAUUGAAAAUCCGAUUUUUCGGAUCCCAGUCGGUAAUGUGUCAAAAUUCAAAACUUACAAAGAUCGAAUUUUCAUAUAUUGUAUAUUCUGUUAUUAUACUAUAUAUUAUAACAUUUGAAUUUUUGUAUUCAUCAUUAGGCAUUGGUGAAUUUCAGAUUUUAUAGGGUUUGUAUUAAUCAGGAAUUAAAUAAAACUGGUUGUUAUGAGAUACAUUUAAUGUUAUUAAAUAUCAUAUAAUUAUAUUUAACGAAAUAUAUUAUUCGUCACGUAUAUGGUUUAUCAUUAAUCAUAUAUGAAGGCGGUCGUGGUUUGAAUUAAAUUACAACUGAAUGUUGUAUUGUAAAUAUUUGAUUGUAAUAAAAUAGUAUUUAUUUUUCGGACAUUGUCAACGUUUCGAUUUUGGGUAUUUGGUAAUUUCAAACUUUCGCCAUAACAUAUAUAGUAAAUUAAUUAUGUUACUGUAUACGUAUAUUACAAUGCGUUUCGUAUUUUUAUUAUUACUGUGGAUCUUUAUUCAUUUAUAACGUGUGUAAAUUUGUAAAAUGUAUGAAAACGUUUAUAUCGACAAAGAUUAUUAACCCUUUUACGUUAUUUUUUGUAAUAAAUCUUUCAAUCUGCGGUAUCAAUUUUUCCGUUGUUUUGAUUUCUACGAAAUGAUCUACAAGAAUAGAAAUUUGCAUAAAGAUCCGCGUCCUUGGUAGAACAAACACAUAGUACUUUCUACCCUAUAAUUUCAAUGUCAGGAACUGGUAGCGUGAUCGCAGAUUUAUAUUCUUGCCAUUAAGCUACCAUAUUCCUCAUUAGGGAAUCACGCAAAUUUAAUGCGAUUUCUUUUUUUCGUUCUGAUAUUUCUCAUGUUUUCCUUAAAUUUACAUAGUACCUACAGAAUACAAAAGUUGAACAACGAUUUGAGAAUACUUUUUAUCAUGUCAUUUAGUAAUUUUCC